AUAUAUAGCCUGCCACGAGUUAGCGGCGAAUUUGGAGAGUGUCCAUUUUGAGCAGCGGGUCGGCGUCUCCGGUAUUUUUUCCCCCACAAAUUUCUUUAAGAGCCCACCGUCAGAAUGGCAGACGCUGAGAAUCUCCUCAUGGAGACAUCGGACCAGAACGGCAACGAGGAGGAGGAAGACCAGAACGGAGCCGAGCAGGAGCUGAUGGCCGGAGAGGAGGAGGAGGAGGAGGACUGCCAGGACGGCCUGGACAUCCAGGAGGACAUCCCGGAAGACAUCCAGGAAGACAUCCAGGACAACGGCGCUGAAGGGGCCGAUGGGGCAGAUGGUGCUGAAGUCGCAGAAGGAGGCGAGGGUGUCGAGGGUGCGGAUGGAGGAAAGAUUGACGCCAGCAAAGGAGAGGAGGAUGCUGGGAAAAUGUUCGUGGGCGGCCUCAGCUGGGACACGAGUAAAAAGGACCUCAAGGAUUACUUCAGUAAGUACGGCGAGGUGUCGGACUGCACCAUCAAGAUGGACUCCAACACCGGCAGAUCCCGAGGCUUCGGCUUCGUCCUCUUCAAGGAGGCCGCCAGCGUUGAAAAGGUUCUAGAGCAGAAGGAACACAAACUGGACGGACGUCCGAUCGACCCCAAGAAGGCCAUGGCCAUGAAGAAGGAGCCCGUCAAGAAGAUCUUUGUCGGGGGGUUGAACCCAGAGGCGACGGAGGACGCCAUCAGGGAAUAUUUCGGGGCCUUCGGAGAGAUCGAAACAAUCGAGCUUCCCAUCGACCCAAAAUCGAAGAAAAGGAGGGGUUUCAUCUUCAUCACCUACAAAGACGAAGCCAGCGUCAAGAAGUGUCUGGAGAAGAAAUACCACACCAUCCAGGGCGGCAGGUGUGAGCUGAAGAUCGCCCAGCCAAAGGAGGUGUACCAGCAGCAGCAGUACGGGACGGGGCGCGGUGGCGGAGGAGGUGGUGGUGGAGGUUAUGGAGCCCGAGGAGGCAGAGGACGUGGAGGUCAGGGUCAGGGCUGGAACCAGAGCUACGGAAACUACUGGAACCCGGGAUACGGUAACCAGAGCUACGGCUACAGUGGAUACGGAGGCUACGGCGGCAACUACGACUACUCUUCUGGUUACUAUGGAUACGGUCCCGGAUAUGACUACAACCAGGGCAACGGCAGCUACGGGAAAACUCCAAGACGGGGGGGACAUCAGACCUACAAGCCAUACUGAUGAUCACAUGACAGCGCAAGGACUCCAGUGAUCCAGUGAGACCGACUGCUGGAUGGACACACUGGGCAUGACUCGACCUCUUUUAUGACAGAAGACCAUUUGUACAGAAAACAACCGAAAUGUAACUUUUUUUUUUUUUUAUCCUAUCAUUUUUAGGUUUUACUUUUCCCUUUGGUGUUUUUUUUUUUUUUUUUUUCUUCGUCCCCCUUCCACAUUUCCAUCAAUGGAAGUGUAAUUUUUACUGUACUUUUUGGUACCUGUUUUGAUUCUAAUGUAUUGUAAGGCUUGUAUUUUACAUGUUUGCUGGCUUUACAGGUUGAAAUCUUGGCGCUGUAAAGGAGCUUUUUUUGACAAAAAAUAAACAGUUUUCAGUAAUUUUUUUUUUUUUUUUGGGGGGGGUUCUGAUGCUUCCAGGUUUCGGUGGUGGAAGAUAAGAAAGUAGUUGGAACGGGUUUAGGACUUAAAAUUCAGUUGUCGACAUGUUUUUGUUUUUUUUCUUGGUCUUUUGUCGCCACACAAUCCAAUGAUCAAUAAUGAAGGAAUGUGAAGCUCAACACUUUUCACGUUCCCUCAUUUGGUAUCCCCCUCUGUUUAUGUGGAAUCCAGUGUACCAAGAUAAUUUUAACUCUUACAAUUCCUUAAAUUUUCAACAACUGCCUGCACGCUUAUUUCUUCCAGGUCGUUCUGAAUUCACAAAGGUAUUAAAACGUCUGGAAAGCAUACAGAUGAAUGGGAUGUAAUGGGGAGGGGGCGGGGCUUAAAACAACUAUUUGACCUCAUGCUACUGUGGCAUGACUUCCUGUUUAAAUCUACAUACCUUUAUACAUAACAAGCAAACAAUUGUUUAAGUUUCUAUGCUGGUUUAGUUUUGUGUUUUGUCAAGUGUCACUGGUUUUUUAGAAGUAACCGCUUUGAAGUUUAAAUGUCUGCUUAGGUUUUUUUUUGUUUUGUUUUUUGUCUUUAAAGACUUUCAGACCACUGGAGUCUCCUCAGCUAGUGUCUCUGGCAAUUUAUUAGUAAUAAACAUUCUCGUUUGUAA
This is a messenger RNA of Anoplopoma fimbria (sablefish), 2251 nucleotides long. Its product is annotated as heterogeneous nuclear ribonucleoprotein A/B-like. Gene Ontology annotation, cellular component: nucleoplasm. The transcript is spliced from 9 exons. Gene Ontology annotation, molecular function: RNA binding. The record is from RefSeq and is a predicted model, not a curated record. Gene Ontology annotation, biological process: regulation of gene expression. Lineage: Eukaryota; Metazoa; Chordata; Actinopteri; Perciformes; Anoplopomatidae. The coding region runs from base 115 to 1212 and encodes 365 amino acids.